UCUUCCCUUCCUCCCUCCCCACCUCCAUCCCUCCCUCCCUCCCUCCCUGCCGCCGGAGCGCCCGCGGCCCGCGCCCCUCGGCCUCCCCCGCGGCCCGCAGGGAAGAGGAUGGCGGAGAGCGAGGCCGAGACCCCCAGCACGCCCUGCGAGUUCGAGAGCAAGUACUUCGAGUACAAUGGGGUGCGGCUGCCGCCCUUCUGCCGCGGGAAGAUGGAGGAGAUCGCCAAUUUCCCGGUGAGGGACAGCGACGUCUGGAUCGUCACCUAUCCCAAAUCAGGCACAGGCUUGCUGCAGGAAGUGGUGUAUCUAGUGAGUCAGGGAGCUGAUCCAGAUGAGAUUGGACUAAUGAAUAUAGAUGAGCAGCUUCCAGUCCUAGAGUACCCUCAGCCCGGUCUGGACAUCAUCAAGGAGCUGACGUCCCCUCGCCUCAUCAAAAGCCACCUGCCCUAUCGGUUUUUGCCUUCGGACCUGCACAACGGCAACUCAAAGGUAAUAUACAUGGCUCGAAAUCCCAAAGACCUGGUGGUGUCUUAUUACCAGUUCCACCGCUCCCUAAGGACCAUGAGCUACAGAGGAACGUUUCAGGAGUUCUGCAGAAGGUUUAUGAAUGACAAGUUAGGAUAUGGUUCCUGGUUUGAACAUGUGCAAGAGUUUUGGGAACACCACAUGGAUGCCAAUGUACUUUUUCUCAAGUAUGAAGAUAUGCAUAAGGACCUAGCGACAAUGGUUGAGCAGCUGGUGAGGUUCUUAGGAGUUUCUUAUGACAAAGCACAGCUGGAAUCCAUGGUGGAACACUGCCAUCAACUCAUUGAUCAGUGCUGUAAUGCAGAGGCUCUUCCUGUUGGCAGGGGACGAGUUGGGCUAUGGAAAGACAUCUUCACUGUUUCAAUGAAUGAGAAAUUUGAUUUAGUUUAUAAACAGAAGAUGGGAAAAUGUGACCUCACAUUUGAUUUUUAUUUAUAAAAAAUGCAUGCAUAUGAUAUCCAGAUAUAGCUAGAAGUGCUUUAUGCAUUCAUUUAUUACCUGCUGGACAAACUACUGUAGCUAUUAUGUGUAAUAAGAUUUAAAGAAAGAAAAACAAUCUAAGUAAACCAUAUCAGAUGCAAUUAUCUUUGAUCCUGAACAGCUGUUUAUCUUCUAGUAUUUAAGUCCUUUGUCCACAUGCAAGAACUUCUCAGACAAUACUAGAACAUGCAGCUGUUAUGGAAUGUAUUAUAUAGGUAUAAGGUAUGUAUAAUAUAUGCAACUAGAAUGUACACCUUUUCAGCCCCACAUUGAUUAUUUAAUGUGUUUUAUAAAAGCUCGUCACUAGAACCGAAAUGAACAUCCGUAAACCAAAUAAAAAUUUAUUUCUGAGGGAAACAAGUAACAGGCCAAAACAGUAUGCUAGAAUGAUCUCAGGGGUUAAUUGUCACAUUUAUUUUUAUAGCAGGUAAAGCCAAGUAUAAAUAAAUCCCAUUCCAAAAUAGGAACUAAUCCAAGUGGGGUUCACAUUUGGUUCUGCACACCCUUAUCUGUGUGAUUUGAGCAGGUUCUGUGCACUGGCACACUCUGGGAGACAGGGCUUGUUCUGAUUUACAGCUGUGAUUGUCAGCCUGAUCCCAAAUCCCACCCAUGCCUUUAUGGACACAGCUCAGAGCUGACUUCUUGAUGGAGGCAGUUCAGCUCCAUGCCCAGGGACAGCAGAUAGAAGAUUCUUAAGCCCUCAGCUCUAGGUCACUCCCUCGAAAUGGGGCUUAAAAGCCAGGAAUCUGGUGCAGGGACUUCCCUGAAAAAUCAGUCUCCAACCCAUGUCACUUUGCUGUGUGAAUUUCUCCCUGUAAGGGCAGCCCCAAAAGUUAAGGUGCUGAAAAAGCUCCAGUUCCACUAAAAGUUGAGGGCACUUAGCACUGCUUAUGGGUUGUUCUCCUGGACUCCACCAGGCCUAAGGGGGAGAUCUGUGCCAGUGUAAAGCAGGCAAAGGGAACUGCAGCAUCCGAGGAAGAGAGUUGAUGGAUAUGCCAGCAGGUGGGAGUAUUGCACAAAUAUCCAUGCACAAUACGUUCCAGGAAUUGUUAGCCAUGACUGAUCUGGAUUAUAAUCAGGAUUCAAGUUUAUUUCUCUUAUCUUUUUUUGGUCUCUACACAAACAGCCUGAAGGAGGCUACUAUCACUACAGAACUCUCCCAAAUUAUUUUAUUGUUCCAUUAUGAAAUGACAUCUAUGCUUUUUAGGUUCUCAGCUGCAGGAGGCCCAUUUUUUGCUAGUCAAAUGUUCAGGCUCACCAAAAACUAUGAGGAAGGACUAGUUUUUAGUGUUUCAGUUCUGUUGGGAAACUGUCAGUUCAGCACUGGCAAGUGGUGUAGCAUGAUGUGGCUUGACAGCACUUUUCCUUGUAUAUUUGUGAGUGAAAAUGCUUUCAGUGAAAUUUUAUUUCUAUUUUUAUAUUUUUAGUACUGUAUGAAUAUUAAGCACUACACAUUAUACUUCUGUGCUUGCUUGCUUACUGAAUAAAAGAUGUGUUCUGUG
Melozone crissalis (California towhee) is the source of this 2507-nucleotide messenger RNA. RefSeq names its product sulfotransferase family 4A member 1 (gene SULT4A1). Gene Ontology annotation, molecular function: sulfotransferase activity. The transcript has 7 exons. Lineage: Eukaryota; Metazoa; Chordata; Aves; Passeriformes; Passerellidae. Gene Ontology annotation, biological process: sulfation. Gene Ontology annotation, cellular component: cytoplasm. Bases 109 to 963 code for a protein of 284 amino acids. The record is from RefSeq and is a predicted model, not a curated record.